CCUUUCAGCUGUCAUGCGUUGUUUACCUAUUCAGAGUUGUGAUUUCAAUCAUAUACAGCGUGUUGUGUUUCUCCCUUUGUGUUGUUUCCUCUCUCUCCAGGCCCCGGCGCCUCCCCCUUUCCCCUUUCCCUUGUGGUGAGAAGGCGUUGAGACGAUGUUUUAUGCCCACUUUGUGCUCAGCAAACGUGGGCCGCUGGCCAAAAUCUGGCUGGCGGCCCACUGGGACAAGAAGUUGACCAAGGCACACGUGUUUGAGUGCAAUCUGGAGAGCAGCGUGGAGAGCAUCAUCUCACCCAAGGUGAAAAUGGCUUUACGAACAUCGGGGCAUCUGCUGCUGGGGGUGGUGAGGAUCUACCACAGGAAGGCCAAGUACCUGCUGGCAGACUGUAACGAGGCCUUCAUCAAGAUCAAGAUGGCGUUUAGACCAGGUGUUGUGGAUCUUCCAGAGGAGAACAGAGAAGCAGCCUACAACGCGAUCACGCUGCCUGAGGAGUUCCAUGAUUUUGAUCAGCCACUACCAGACCUGGAUGAUAUUGACGUUGCUCAGCAGUUCAACUUGAACCAGAGCAGAGUGGAGGAGAUCACCAUGAGAGAGGAAGUUGGAAACCUCAACCUGCUGCAGGACAAUGACUUUGCUGACUUUGGUAUGGACGACCGGGAGAUGAUGCGGGAGGAGAGUGCGUUUGAGGUGGACAUCAUGGGAGCGUCAGCUUCCAACCUGCUGCUGGAGGCUGAGGGUGGAACCAACCAGAUGGCUGACAAGUCCAACCAUCUAGAGUACGAUGACCAGUACAAGGACGAUUUUGGAGACAACCCCAUGGAGAGCAAUGAGGGAGGCAUGCUAGUGGACAAGCUGCUGAGUAACGAGGAUGGAGGCGGCAUCUUUGACGACCCUCCCGCCAUCACAGAGAGUGUGAUGAUGCCUCAGGACCACGGAGAUGAUGACGACGACUUUGACGCUCUCUCAGCGGGAGCCCCAGAUAGUCCAGACUCAGGCCCAACUGAGCCCCUGCCGGCCAUGGCCGACCAGGCAGAACAAACCACCCUGGUUCACAAUGAGGAAGAAACCUUCGCCCUGGAGCCAAUUGACAUCACAGUGAAGGAGACCAAGGCGAAGCGUAAGAGGAAGCUGAUUGUAGACAGCGUGAAGGAGUUGGACAGUAAAACCAUCCGUGCACAGCUGUCUGAUUACUCUGACAUUGUCACCACACUGGACCUGGCACCUCCUACCAAGAAGCUGAUGAUGUGGAAGGAGACCGGAGGAGUCGAGAAGCUUUUCUCUCUUCCCGCUCAGCCUCUCUGGAAUGCUAGGCUGAUUAAGAUGUUUACAAGGUGUCUGACUCCACUGGUACCAGACGAGCUUAGGAAGAGGAGGAAAGGUGGAGAGGCUGACAGUCUGGAUGAGUUCCUCAAGGAUCUGGAGAACCCGGAGGUGCCCAGAGAGGAAACAACAGGGCACCAGCAGAGAGACAUCAUGGAUCAGACCAUCAUGGAAGAGGCCAGUGUUCUGCAGACUUCAGCUGUGGAAGGCAGCCGGACGACGCUGGAUGAGUCGGUCAUGCCCCCUCCAUCCUCCCAACAUGGGCUCAAACGCAAAGCCCAGGACACAGAACCAGCCCUGCCCAUGGGAGCUUUGGACCAGCAACAACAGCAACAACUGCAACAACAGCAACAGGGGCCCCAGCAGCUGGAGCCUUCCCAUGUGGAUCUGCCCCAAGAAGAAACCACCAACAUCAGCCAGCUGAUAGAGUUGGACCUGCUUGGCGACAAGGACAAGAGGAAGAAUGAUGACGACUCUGAUGAAGAUGAGGAGGAGGCGCAGGGAGGAGACCAGGACCAGGAGGAGAGGAGGUGGAACAAAAGAACCCAGCAGAUGCUCCAUGGCCUCCAGAGGGUGAUGGCCAAAACAGGCGCCCAGUCGGUCAGCCUGCUGGAUCUGUGCAGGAACAACAACAAGAAGCAGGCAGCAGCAAAGUUCUACAGCUUCCUGGUUCUGAAGAAGCAGCAGGCGGUGGAGCUCGUCCAGGAGGAGCCAUACAGCGACAUCAUUGCUACACCCGGACCUCGCUUCCACAUCAUCUAGAAAACACAACUUUACAGUCUGAAAAAAACUCUGCAACACAGCACUGUCUGUUAAUUUAACAAACAUUUUAUUUAUUCAUUUGAGUUUGUUGACUUGUUUUGUGUAUGAUGUGGAGUUUUACCUUCUGUCUGCAAUAUUUUAAUGUCAAGCAGUGGUGGGAGCAAACAGGGUCUGAAUAACAUGGUUGGUUUAUUGAGGUCUCUUCUUGAAAAAUUCCACAUAGCGAGGUGGAUAGCAA
Molecule: messenger RNA, 2321 nt
Organism: Morone saxatilis (striped sea-bass)
Lineage: Eukaryota; Metazoa; Chordata; Actinopteri; Moronidae
Product: double-strand-break repair protein rad21 homolog A-like
Exons: 13
Coding region: 155-2083 (642 amino acids)
Biological process (GO): mitotic sister chromatid cohesion; synaptonemal complex assembly; replication-born double-strand break repair via sister chromatid exchange
Cellular component (GO): cohesin complex; synaptonemal complex
Molecular function (GO): protein binding; chromatin binding
Source: RefSeq, a predicted model, not a curated record